Messenger RNA from Cylicocyclus nassatus, 1277 nucleotides. The record is from the annotation of a GenBank genome assembly. Lineage: Eukaryota; Metazoa; Nematoda; Chromadorea; Rhabditida; Strongylidae.
AUGAAAGUACUGGUGGAAGUUUAUCGAAAUACAGAGCUUGUGGAAUUAAUGGCUUUUGCGAAGUCUCGAGGAAUGCGCAUUGAUGGAUUUCCCGACAAUCCUGAGUUAGAUUUCUUGAGCAGCAGGCCGAAGGCGAAAAGCUACCAUGAGAAGGAAAAACGUGCCAAAAGUGUAGCUAAAAUCCGCAGACAUAUUGGCCAGCUGAAACAACCACACUAUUACUACUAUUCAAGCACAUCGACAAGUGAGGAAGAAGAAUCUGCAUACGAGCGUAGGAAGAGUGUGGCAAAACAAGCGCAGAGAAAUGUGUCCCAUAGAUGUGCCUCAUCAACCCUGACUUGUAAGACGAAUGGAAAUGCACCUGAGCCAAUAUCUACGGACAACAAUCAAAACGUCAGGAAAAAUGUGGCAGCUUGCACGAAAUGUGGCAUUGUGGUGGCGAAUAAGGGAAUGCCAUCAUUAAUUAGUCACGCUACUACCCAUUCGAAUUUCAAUAGAUUUGAAUGUGGGAUUUGCGGUUUCAGUCACAAAGUCGUUCACAAUGUUCGCUCGCACAUUGACACUGAGCAUAACGGGGAAAGCUUCAUCAAGUUCCGAGAUCUAAUGAAUGAAGUGGAACGUGUGGUAAUGAAGCAGCUUGCACACGAAUGUUUCCCUGCUUACAUAAAUAGCCCAUACUCCUCGCAGAAGGACACUAUUGACACAAGCCCUUCGACUUCGAAUUCAAAGUGCAUCCAACUGUCAGCCGUCCAGCAUACUACAAUGGACAAAGCUAAAGAAGCAGUUGCAUGUUCAAGAAAGCCGGAUGCAUGCUGUCAUUUAUAUAAACUAAUCAAGCAACCAGCAAGUGCCUCACUUUGUAACAUCAGUCAGCCGACCACUGAACCAAGCGAACCACGUGACGUUGACGAUAUGAAGCAGUCAGCCACAUCGUCUAGUGAUGGUUGCUCGCCUAUCAAAAUUGAUCUUGAAUCCGACUCAGACUGCAUCAUUAUUGAUUGAUGACUUCUAUAAUGCUCAAUUUCUGUUUUUUUUUUCACUUCUAGUAAAAUCAGGGGUCUCAUAUCAAAAUUACUAGAUACUUAUAAUCAGAUUUGCCUGUGCUAUUCGGUGCUGUAAACUAUCUCAAUUUCCAGGUCUCUCUCGGCGCUGUAAAGAUCCGGUUACCGGUAGCUGUAGAUCUCUCUUUGUGCAUGUUGUUCAGUUGUCUGGUUAAGUUACGAAUUUCUCAAUGAAGUUCUCGCGUUCUUAUUUGCUUGAGGUUGUACUACAUAGAC